AGGCGCGUUCCUUUCCAUCCGCGUGCCCGUGGUUAAGCCUGUGUGUCCAGAACAAGGGGAUCCAACAAGGAAGAGAAAUGCCAUCAAAAAUCAUCUUUGAGACUGAAGAUCUAGCUAUGGAUGAAGAUGUGGACACAGUGGCGGAGGCUAAACCCCUAAAGAACAAGACCAAGGAGGGCAAGAAGCUGAAGAAGAAGAAGCAGCUGGAGGAACAGUUGGAACAGGAGGAACAGGAGAACCCAGACUGUGAGCCUCCAGCUCCUAAGAAGAAAAAGAAAAAAGACAAGCUGGCUGCGGACCAAAUAAAUGGCCACUCAGAAGAGGCCACAGACAUGAAUGGCAACAUUAACGGUGUGGAAACUCCAAAGAAGAAAACAAAGAAGAAUGCAGAAGCAGACACUGAGAAAAAACAGAAGAAGCAAAAGAAAGCAACAGCAGAGGAAGCAACCAACGGACAUUCCACCCCAAACACCCCUGUUGAGACGCCCAUCCAGACACCGUCUCCGUCCAGUGAAGACUCGGCUACUGACAGUGAAAAAGAACCGGAGCUGACUCCAGAGCAGAAGGAAGGGGCGUUCUCCAACUUCAGUAUCUCACAGUUCACCAUCGAUAAGCUCAAAGCUCGAGGAGUCUCUUAUCUGUUUGACAUUCAGGUGAAGACCUUCAACCCUGUGUAUGAUGGAGAAGAUGUAAUUGCCCAAGCCCGUACUGGUACAGGAAAAACCUUUUCCUUUGCCAUCCCAUUGGUGGAGAAACUCCAGAAGGACACAGUGCCGCUGGUCAGAGGCCGAGCACCCAAGGUCCUGGUGUUGACUCCAACCAGAGAGUUGGCCAUCCAGGUCGCUAAAGACUUCAAAGACAUCACCAGGAGACUUUCUCUGACUUGUUUCUACGGAGGCAGCUCAUACAACCCCCAAAUUGAUGCCAUCCGUAAUGGUAUCGACAUUUUGGUUGGAACCCCCGGUCGCAUCAAAGACCACCUCCAAAAUAGUAAACUGGACCUCUCUAAACUGAAGCAUGUGGUUCUGGAUGAAGUGGAUCAAAUGUUGGACAUGGGAUUUGCAGAACAGGUUGAAGAGAUUUUGGCUACAUCAUAUAGCAAAGACUCCGACUCCAACCCACAGACCCUGCUGUUUUCCGCCACCUGCCCCCCCUGGGUCUACGAGGUGGCCAAGAAGUACAUGAGACCAGAAUGCAAACACGUUGACCUAAUCGGCAAGAGAACACAGAAAGCUGCAACAACUGUAGAACACCUGGCCAUAGCAUGCCACUGGUCACAGCGUGCAGCCGUGAUUGGUGACGUUAUCAAGGUUUACAGCGGCAGCCACGGCAGAACCAUCGUAUUCUGUGAGACGAAGAAAGAGGCCAAUGAACUGUCCAUGAAUGCAUCCAUCACACAGAGUUCGCAGUCCCUGCAUGGUGACAUUCCUCAGAAACAGAGAGAGACAACCCUGAAGGGAUUCAGAAAUGGGGCUUUUGAGGUUCUGGUGGCCACAAAUGUUGCAGCCCGUGGAUUAGACAUCCCUGAAGUCGACCUGGUGGUCCAAUGUUCUCCACCAAAGGAUGUGGAGUCGUACAUCCAUCGUUCAGGACGUACUGGCCGAGCAGGCAGGACUGGAGUCUGCAUCUGUUUCUACCAGAGGAAAGAGGAGGACCAGCUGCGCCACGUAGAAAACAAAGCAGGUAUCACAUUCAGACGAGUCGGCGUUCCCACUGCCAAUGACAUCAUCAAGUCAUCGAGCAAGGAUGCAGUCAAGUUUCUAGACUCCGUUCCGGUCACAGCUAUCAGUUACUUCAGAGCAUCGGCUGAGAAGCUGAUCGAAGAAAGAGGAGCUGUGGAAGCACUGGCUGCUGCCCUGGCUCAUAUUUCUGGAGCAACGAGCCUGGAGCAGAGGUCACUGCUCAACUCAGAUGCUGGUUUCACUACUAUGCAGAUGGUCUGCUCUCAGGAAAUGCAUAAUCUUGGUUAUGCUUGGAGGACCAUCAAAGAACAGCUUGGAGAACAGUUUGAGAACCACAUUCACAGAAUGACCUUCCUCAAAGGAAAAACAGGAGUUUGUUUUGAUGUCCCAGCUGACAAAGUCCAGGAGAUUCAGGAUUCCUGGAAGGACGGCCGCCGUUGGCAGGUGACCAUAGCUGAAGAGCUCCCCGAGCUGGAAGAAAAGCAGUUCGCUAACCGUAGUGAAAGAAGCUUCGGCAGCGGAAAUAGAGGAGGAGGCUUUAGAGGAGGAAGGGGCCGAAACUUUGGGGGAGGCGGUGGACGUGGUAACGGCUUCAGGAGCGGCGGCGGUGGUGGUGGCGGCUUUGGCAACAACAGAGGAGGACACAAACGCAGCUUCAGCCAGGCUUUUGAUUAUUAAAGUGCCGACCUGAGGACUGAUAAGACUCAGUGAUUUUCAUCUGCUGUCAGUGAGAGGGACGGUUAGAGGAAGUCUCAAUCCUGAUUUAAUUCUGAAUCUAAAACUCUCAAAUAUUAUGAAAAGAUAUACUCUUUCAAAAACUGGUUUAAGCUCUAUGGAAAUCAAUUUAACAAAACAUUAACUGGGAAUAUAUAUUUCCAUGUAGCCAUUUCCUAAGAUUUGAAUAUCAGGUUUUCUGUGGACGGUUCACUAACACACAGCAACUUCUGUAGUGCCUGAUGGAUUGAUACUUUAUUUGGCACAUUAGUUGAAACUCUUGAGAUGACGUGGUCCUACCUGUUCUGUAAUUUUAUUCAGUUGCAAGAUCUUGCAUGGCAUAGGAGUCAAAGCUUUGGCAAAUCAACUUUUUGUCAAACUUCCUGAUUUUAUGUCAUAACAUAAAAUGAAGUGGGAAUGUGUCCUCCCAUGAGUCUGAGCUAAGGCGUUUCUCUUUUUAUACUGGGUGUUUGGGGAACGGUGGCAGCAAUCACACUUGAGCCUUACUGUAAAAAUAAAGUCUCACUGAUCUGACCGAACAAAAUAUGAACAUACGACUGUCUACACGACUACAUUGCUAUGCUCGUUUGGUGUGAUGCAUUAUGAAUUUGCAGACACAGUUUCUUGUUGGAGGUUCCCGCCCUGAAACGGGUGUUGAUCUUUACAAGUUAUGCUCAACGUCUGAUUGCUGCCUUACCCUCGGAUGAAACCUCUCUCCCCAAAAAUAUAUUGGAUGAUUGCUUUGCAAUUGCCUCUAUUUAAUAACUGUCUACUUGCUUCCAUUCAUUUGAAUGAAAUGACUUGUUCAUUAAAAAAAAAGGUCAACUGAG
Molecule: messenger RNA, 3226 nt
Organism: Labrus bergylta (ballan wrasse)
Lineage: Eukaryota; Metazoa; Chordata; Actinopteri; Labriformes; Labridae
Gene: ddx21
Product: DEAD (Asp-Glu-Ala-Asp) box helicase 21
Molecular function (GO): RNA binding; ATP binding; RNA helicase activity
Source: RefSeq, a predicted model, not a curated record